This is a messenger RNA of Blastocystis hominis, 1356 nucleotides long. RefSeq lists its product as hypothetical. Gene Ontology annotation, cellular component: membrane. NCBI's taxonomy places the organism in Eukaryota, Bigyra, Opalinata, Blastocystidae. Gene Ontology annotation, molecular function: signaling receptor activity. The transcript is spliced from 2 exons. The record is from RefSeq and is a predicted model, not a curated record. The coding region runs from base 1 to 1356 and encodes 451 amino acids.
AUGGUUGAAGCAACAAAACCUAUUUCCGAUGUCAAAGACACGAAAAAGAAGCUCCCUCAUGGAGUAGACGUGUAUAAGGAAGAUCUCGAUGGAGAAUAUUGGUGGUUAAAAGAUAACGAUUAUUUAUAUCGCGGGUACAGAACAAAAUUAUCGUUUGGAGAGGCAUUUCGGAGCAUUUUUCGAAGUAAUAAUGAAACAAUGAAUAUAUGGACGCAUGUUCUCGGCUGUCUGUUAUUUAUUUUCCUCAUCUAUCUCACAUAUGCAAUUCCGGUUGAAAACAUUUUUACUUUGAGGAGUGAUGUCACGAAAGCAAACGCUGUGCUGCAGUGCUCCUCAAAGAACCUAGCAGAUGUCGUAAAAGAAGAAUAUGUGGUGAACGCCACCUGUGUGGAAGUUGCUUCGCGAGACGAAAACAUUGCCGAAGAAUUUUCCGCCCUAUUCUAUUAUCUAUCCCACGAGAAUCACUCCUCCGUAUUGGAUAGUCUAAAGGAUUCAGCCCACACCUUCUUCUCUUGGUACGAAUCAUCGAACAUGACCGUUCUCACCACGGACGUAAUGAACGCUCUGAUCUCGACCUUGCAGUCCGUCUAUCACUACCUGCUGUCCUACGCGGAUGGAUCCAACGUGUACGUAGAGAAAUCUGCAUCGGUCGUGGAAGUGCUUCGCGGAGAUCUCGAAGAAAUGAAUCACAAAGUGGUCGGUCAUGUUCCUCGCUGGCCCAUUAUCGUUUUUGUUUGUUGUGCCAUUUGGUGUCUUGGAGGCAGUGCGAUUUACCACCUCUUUUAUUGCUGCAAUUUUAUCGUUUCCAACAUCCUGCAGACACUCGACUACUGUGGAAUCUGCAUCCUCAUCUCUGGUUCGUAUGUGCCUGUCAUGUACUACAGUUUCUAUUGCUAUCCGGACCAUUUGAAGCUCCACCUCACCAUCGUCAUCAUUCUAAACGUUAUCAAUGUUUGUGUCAUGGCCACACCGAAGUUUAGGUCCUCUUCUCGAUCUCCAUUCACACGUAGACAGCCAGAAUAUCGCUCUGUGCGAGCACGAUCGUUCACACUCGUAGCGUGCUAUGCAGUGUUUGCAUUGAUCGAUUUGUACCAUCUCGACGGACUCAGCAACCCGCUCUUCCGCGUUAUGGGGUGGUAUAUCGCGGGAAUGGGAGGCACCUACAUCCUGGGAGCCAUCUUCUAUGGAUCGCGGUUCCCGGAGAAGUAUUGGCCGGGGUACUUUGACUAUGUGGUAUGGAUUGGGGGAUCGGGUGAUUGGGUAGUUCUCUUCUCAUCAACUUUUCCAUGUAUGUAUUGUGAUAGCUGCGCUCUUCCAUUAUGUCGGAUGUUACCAGGUGUUCGUGGAUCGAUUUAA